AGCCGCGGCCCAACGCUGACGAUGCUGCUGGGCGCCCCGCGGCCGGGCGGCUGGGAUCGCGGCCGGGUGGGCGAGAGGCUGCAGGCGGCCCUGGCCGGCCUCCAGGAGCUCCAGGUGCUGCGGGAGAAGCAGCGGGAGCUGGUGCGGGCCGCCCUGGCCAUGCCGCAGCGGCCGGCGGCGGGCGGAGAAGAGCAGCCCCUGUCCACCCACAGCAAGGAGCACCGUCUGGAGGCCACCCUCUCCGCCCUGAAGGAGCAGCUGUCUCGUUUGAGGAGACAGGAUGUUGGCUUGAAAAGCCACCUGGAUCAGCUAGACCAGCGAAUAAGUGAGCUGAAAUUGGAUGUCAGUAAGACCUCCAGUGAAUACUUGGAUAGUGACAGCCGGCCCAGCUCAGGAUUCUAUGACCUGAGCGACGGUGGUUCUUGCUCACUAUCCAAUUCUUGUACCUCUGUGUACAGUGAAUCCAUCUCUUCCUCCCACACCAGUCUCUUGCCCAGCUCUCAACACCCUAAGGCGAGGCUCAGUGUGUUUGAUUACCGACCCAAGUCUGCAGAUGAAACCACUGUGCACACCACCAGCUUCCAACAGCAGGGAACCUAUGUCAGCGAUGGAUGUCGGAUUACAGCUAGCAGAGAUGUUUCUGCAGCUCCUGCCAGGUCCAGACCAAGGCCAGUUUCUACAGGUGACUUGGAAAGACUCACUCCAGCAGACGCUAGAUUUCAGAAAGAGACUUAUCCCAAAUCCGUCUUGCCUCUGUGCCAUAACGGAGACAUGCACUUGCUCAGCAUGGACCCCAAAUUCCAGAAUGACUUGGUCUCCAAGAAUGGCAUUGAUGUGUAUCCUUACCCAAGCCCCCUUCAUGCGGUGGCUUUACAAAGUCCUCUUUUCUCCCUGGUGGGCACAUCCCCAGAAUCGGACUUCCAGGCUCCUCCCAGCAAACCUCUGCCUAGUGUGACAGGUCCCAGCUUGAUUAGGACUAGGCCAACCACUGAGGCCAAGCCAGGGGGUUACAUCAAUAAAUUACUGCAGCUGACGAGAUGCAAAGGGAACAGUCGGGCUGAUGCCAGUGAGUGGGUUCCAACAAAGAGCCAGCCAGCCGCAAUGCACCAGAGACUCAUUAUAACCCCCAGCGCCGGUGGAGUGAAAAUUAACAGCAGCAGUAGCCAGCUGGAAAAACAGGCAAGUUCUCUGGAAAGUAACAAAGCUGAAGGGAAGCUGUCAAGAGAGGUGUCAGAGGGGGAAUGUGCCAAGCAGCAGGAGACCAUGCACUGUGUGAAUGAAGAACAGCCAUCCACUUGGCCUGACACAGAGCCAUCAGCUGUGAAUAGUUGUUAUGCUGCCAAAUCAGCAGCAAGGGGUUCUCCCCUGGCAGAAGCAAUGGAUAGCAGCACAGAGCACAGUUCAUCCUACUCACAGCUGUGCCAGGAGGACUCCAGCCCAGACGCCUGGAAUGCUAAAGCUGUCCCACCCAGAAAGCUGCCCCUCAAAAGAUGUGGCAGUGCCAAAUCAACUAGCACUGGGGGUCAUGAGCGAGUGGCAGGAACUGAGUUUGUUCAUGCUCAGUUUGUCCCUGCAGAAUCCCACCAAGUCCGAGUAAAGUUUGCCAGCUCCAAAACAAAGGCAGUGAAGAUAAAGAGGAGGAACAGUGAAAAGGUACAACGGCCUGGGAAGCAAACCUCAUGCUUGGAGAAAGCAAGAGGGUCCCAUGGAGCCACUAGGCUUCCUGCUGAGUGGAAUCAGCCCCAAAGGUCACAAGGAGUGAAGAAUCUCUUGCAGAGACCUUCGUAUUCUUGUGACGUGACUGGCAGGUCGUGCUCGGAGUCCAGUCUGUUCCCUGUGCAAGUCAGGCUCCCCACCGUGUCAUCCAGGCCAGAGCUCUACGGAGCCUCUGCCAAUGCACUGCAUUCCCUGGAAGCAGCUUGUGUAGACACAGCCAACAAGAAGAAGCAGCGCAAGUGGCAGUCCACAGUGGAGAUCUCUGCCAAGGCCAACCUGGCCAGCCUGUCUCAUAGCUUUGGCCUGGGAGCGUCAAGGCAGCCAGCAAGGAGAGCCGGUGUCCUGCGCACUGUCAGUGUGAGGGCUCACUCCAAGAAUCAGCGCCACGGAGAUUAUGCCAAAAGCGAGUCAGACCACUCCGAGUACUCUGCAGACUGUGCUUCCCUCUUUCACUCCACAAUCGCAGAGACCAGCGAAGGGGAGGUCAGCGAUUUCACGACUAACCGUUUUGGGGACAGUGAGUCCAGUGAAAGUGAUUCGGAUGGCAGCAGUAACAGUAGCAGUCUUGCCCUUGACUACGAUGAGGGGGAUGAAAGUGAACUGAUUUGGCCCGAAGGUUCAGUCAGACAAUCGGGGACUGUCCAGGCAUCUUCCAAGCCUCUUCCCCCUGUGCCCAAAAUCUGUCGUAUCAAAGCUUCAAAGGCAUUAAAGAAGAAGAUAAGGAGAUUCCAACCUGCGUCUCUGAAAGUCAUGACCAUGGUUUAAGGCAGAGCAAGCAUCUGUUUCUUAGGGUGAGAUAUCCUGGUGAAAAUAAAAACAUCAUCUGCCAUAAGAUUUUAUAGGCAAACCUUGGUGAUUUGUUAACCAUAUGCACCCACUGAAUCGGUCCCAGACACAAAGGCUUCUUAAGGGGAAAGUGUACUUACCUCUUCUGAGGAAUUCUUUGCAGUCUGAAGUUUGCAUUAACCAUCUAGCUGUCGUGGUCUUAUGGAAAAGCUCUGUAUUCGACAUAGUUCUGCUUUCUUUCAGAUCAACCAUCCCAUACCUUCUCCCAAACAUGAGGAGGAUGAGUCUGUUCUUCCAUAAAAAGAUAGUAUGUUUAAUCAAGAAGACAAGUGUAUUUGUGAAUGAGAAUAGGAUUUCAGUUUGUUUCCUUUUUUUCAAAACUGAGAGUAUAGGGUUGUUUUUUUCAACCCCCCUCUUUAUGUUCCAUGUUAUUGUUCAUUUGUUGAAUGGAUGAAAGAACAUGAGUGCUCCAUGUCACAGUAUGUGAAUAGCUGGGACUGAAAUUACAGCUUUUCCUCUGACAUUGCAAACUUAAUAAAUACUAUUUAAUGUACUUCUGAAGGUUGUGCUUGUCUGACUUUGAUAUCUAAAGAAGAUUAUU
Messenger RNA from Empidonax traillii (willow flycatcher), 3103 nucleotides. It is a transcript of the gene DACT2, whose product is annotated as dishevelled binding antagonist of beta catenin 2. NCBI's taxonomy places the organism in Eukaryota, Metazoa, Chordata, Aves, Passeriformes, Tyrannidae. The coding region runs from base 22 to 2481 and encodes 819 amino acids. Gene Ontology annotation, cellular component: cytoplasm. The transcript has 5 exons. Gene Ontology annotation, biological process: negative regulation of nodal signaling pathway. The record is from RefSeq and is a predicted model, not a curated record.